Belonocnema kinseyi is the source of this 1606-nucleotide messenger RNA. RefSeq lists its product as uncharacterized. The transcript is spliced from 4 exons. Bases 534 to 1589 code for a protein of 351 amino acids. NCBI's taxonomy places the organism in Eukaryota, Metazoa, Arthropoda, Insecta, Hymenoptera, Cynipidae. The record is from RefSeq and is a predicted model, not a curated record.
UGAUUGGGAGUCUCACAGAUCACGACCAAUAAUUGUUGAAGACUGGCAGCAAGAAGGAAUUGUUCUUGUUUAUAUUUAUUGCAUAUAGUACUCACCUUGCACCAUCUGCAAACUUUAGGAAUCGGCACUCUUGCACUCGGUAUAUUUAUCUGGUGCCUGAUAUGCCGCUUAAUAUCGCAAUUGCAUAGUUUAUCAGAAUAGUUGGUUGCUGGCCUAGGAAUAGUGAAGUGCUCAGAAAUGGACGAGGAAAAAAUUCUAUCGCGUACGUUUGUGAUUGAUUUACAAACAUCUUAACCAUCAUCAAAAACAUUAUUCCACUUUAAUCAUGUAUAACUCGAGUGAUCCCUUUUUGUAUCUAUCAUGUAAAAACGCACCAACUAUGUAGAAAAAAAGAUUUUAUUCUGAACAAAGAAAACAGUGAAACAUAGUUUGAAAUAGAAUUUCUGUCUCUAUUGAGGGAGCGAGAAAAAGACCAGGGUCUUAGAAUUGUAAAAGCUAAAGAUAAGCCUGGCUGUAAACCCGGUGACAACUAUAUGUCGAUAAUCAUUAGAACAGAGAUUGAAGGAAUUCUUGGAAAUGGCACUGCGUGUAAGAAGUCUUUCAUAACGAAGAGGUUUCCCUGCGACCCUCUGUUGGUAGCUUCCGUAAGAACGGCAGAGCUUUUCCGAAAUGAAGUAUAUGUAUAUCGAAAGUUUUUGCCAUUGCUGGGACCUUUUGGUCCAGAAUUAAUCUACGCAGAUCAUGAGAAAAUAAUUAUGGAGGAUUUGAGCCUAGAAAAGUUUUCUAUUCAUGAUAGACUAAGUUUACUAGACCUUGAGCACUGCACUGCUGUAAUAGAGACUAUGGCGUCGUUUCAUGCAAAGUCAUUGAGCAUAAAGCUGAAGGACCCUGCUUACUUUCAAAGACUGAUUGAACCAAUGAUAGAAGUUGUUUACCCGUCAGAUGAAAAGCCAUCUAUUGGCCGGUCAAUUGAGCAUAGUUUGAACUCCGCUAUUCAGAGUUUGGAGGCGAUUCCCACUUUAACUAGAGAAAUUGUGGAAGCAAUACAUUUUUUAAAGGCUCAUGUGAAUAAUGCCUACAAUAUUAUGAGAGAUCUAAUCAACUCCAGCGGAAAGCAUCAUGUUCUGACGCACGGAGAUGUCUGGAUCAAUAACAUUCUCUUUUCACGCAAUAAUAAAAAUUUGCGUGUGAAGUUGGUGGAUUUUCAGGGAGCCAGACAUGCAUCGCUUGCGACGGACUUUCACUAUUUUGUUUAUUCGAGUUCAAGGACGUCGGUAAUUGAAGAAAAUUAUGAUGAUCUCGUAAAACUCUACCAUAGUUCCUUUCUUCGCGCUCUUCAGGAAUUGAAUGUUCCGGAAAAGGAUUACCAGUGUUUAAAUGUUGAAUGGUUUAAUAAGGAGUUACGUAAAUAUGCACUUUUCGGACUUUUUUCCGCUCUUAGUUUAGUUCAUGUAAUUUUGACUAACAGCUCAUUAAAAAUUAACACAUCGGAAGAUAUUUCAGCGCACAGAUCAAAUAUUCCUAUAACUGCUGAAAAAACGAAAAGAAUAGAAUGUAUCGUUUCACAUUAUAUACGUACCUAUAUGUAAUAGAAAUUUAGGAAGAA